AGAGCUGGGACUAAAAAGCUAGUCAGACUCCUGGCGAAGCAGAACACCAGUUUUCUACGUCGAUUCACGUACCGGCAACACGACAUCCCACUAAGGCAACAUGGAUUGAUAUUGCGUAUGUCUAGUAUUUUUCUUUGGGCACUUUAGGCAUCGGAUUACGGAUUACAGACAGAGGCAGAAAUGAGCAGCGGGUAGUGAUCGGAUCGGCGUGGAGCGGAAGAUGCUGUCGGCUGCCUGACACCUGGUUUCCUCGGGAUCAUACGGGAUCUGAGCACCACUGGUUGGCGUUAACACAGUAAAGACGCAACCCAGAGAGUCGAUCGGCACUCACUUCACCGCCCAGCCUCUCUCCGCGGCUGCGCCUGCUUAAAGCUCGCGGCGCUGCACAGGCACCUUCCGGGGGGUUCAGGCGCACUCUUGACGGCCAGCAUGUUGCUCCAAAGCGUCUAAAAAUGGACGAGUCGUCCCUGCUGGACCUACUGGAGUGCUCGGUGUGCCUGGAGAGAUUGGACACCAGUGCUAAGGUGCUUCCGUGCCAGCACACCUUCUGCCGUCGCUGCCUGCAGAGCAUCGUUAGCUCCCGCAGCGAGCUGCGUUGCCCCGAAUGCCGCAUCCUGGUGGACUGCAGCGUGGAUGAGCUGCCUGCCAACAUCCUGCUGGUCAGGCUGCUGGAUGGGAUCAAGCAGCGACCCCACAACUCAUCUGCGUCUCCACCAGGGACAGUCAUCCGUGAUGCUCCCGCCGCAAACAGAAGCUCUCCGGUCAAGGGUACUCACAGAAGUAUGUGUGUGGAACAUCAUAUCACGAAUAUUCCCCAGCUGCCAUGUGGCAAAGCUCUUUACAACUAUGAGGGGAAGGAGCCUGGCGACCUGCGCUUCAACAAGGGCGACAUCAUCAUCCUGCGGCGAAAGGUGGACGAGAACUGGUACCAUGGAGAGCUCAACGGGAGUCACGGCUUCCUGCCAGCAAGCUACAUCCAGUGCAUCAAGCCCCUCGCCCAACCGCCACCCCAGGGAAAAGCGCUUUACGACUUCGAAGUGAAGGAUAAAGACCAAGAUAAGGACUGCUUGACGUUCACAAAGGAUGAAAUUCUCACUGUGAUAAGAAGAGUGGAUGACAAUUGGGCAGAAGGAAUGCUGGGAGAUAAAAUUGGGAUUUUCCCCCUUUUGUAUGUUGAGCUCAAUGAGACAGCAAAACAGCUGAUGGAACUCGAUAAACCUUGUCCCCCAUGUGGCCCAGAUUCUUCAGCCCCCGCUGGCUCCUGCUCCACCUCAAGUGCCACCUUGAAUGGCACUGGUGUCGUGAGUGCCAUCCACCGUCACAUUGACUGCAAGAAGAACACCAAGAAGCGCCAUUCGUUCACAGCACUCAGCAUGACUCACAGGACGGCUCAGGCCAUGAACAACCGGCACUCCAUGGAGAUUAGUGCCCCAGUCCUCAUCAGCUCCAGCGACCCCCGGGCAGCAGCCAGAAUUGGGGACACCCCUCAUCUUUCUUCUAGCGCACCUUCCCAGGACUCCAGCCCCUCAUUAGUAGGCACUUCGGUUGUCACAGCAGCCCCUCCAAGAAUUACUUCAACAGCAGCUGAUCAAGCUGGAGCAACUUUGACCAAAGUCCAGCUCCCCCUUAACAUAUACCUGGCCCUGUACGCUUACAAGCCCCAAAAGACAGAUGAACUGGAGCUCAGAAAGGGAGAGAUGUAUCGUGUGACAGAAAAGUGCCAAGACGGAUGGUUCAAAGGGACAUCGUUGAGGAGCGGCUCAUCUGGAGUUUUUCCCGGCAAUUAUGUGACUCCUGUGUCCAGGGCACCAUUUGCAAUGGGAUCAAGCCGCUCUACCCUGCCUGGAUCUGCACAGACAAUGAAGGGGGUUACCAACUCCCCCCAGCCCACAGGCUCCUCCAGUCCCAUUCUCAUGAAUGCGGUGACACGUCCAGUGGGUCCCAUGGCUGCUCCACCUACUUCCCCACAGAUGCAACAAGCUUCUGCUCAACCCAAGACCUGCCCACGGAUGUCUGGGCAGCAGACUGUAAACCAGGCCCGCAUGGUCACACAGACAGUUCCAGUGCACCCUCAAGCCCAGACACCGGAGCGGCCCACGGCCACCGUCCCACCACUGCGAACGCAGAGCUCACCAUCUCGCUCCCCAGUGACUGUGGUUCGACCACACGCAAUGCUAUCUCCUCAGCAUGUGCACCAGCCGCCAAUCCCUAGUACGUCAGGGACCCUUUGUGCCCGACCCAUUAUUCCACUGACCUCGGCCGCUGCCGCUAUCACCCCACCCAAUGUGAGUGCAGCAAAUCUGAAUGGAGAGACCAUCAAUGGACCGCUGCACCAAUGCUUACUUUCUCUCGCUCCAGCCAACAAUUCUCCCACCUUGCCAAAAGGAGAAGAGAAGAAAACUGAAAAGAAAGAAAAGAAAGGGGUUCUUCUGAAGCUGUUAUCAGGAGCAUCUGCUAAAAAGAAGUCUCGUUCUCCACCAUCAGUCUCUCCAACACAUGAACCCUCACCUCAGGCUUCCUCAGAGUCCCCUAUUCAGGGGGCCAUGGCUCCCGAACUGCCGUCGGUCUCCAAUCAUGGACGAGCAGGCUCCUGUCCUAUCGAAAGUGAAAUGCAAGGAGCUAUGGGAAUGGAACCCUUGCACAGAAAGUCAGGAUCCUUGGAUUUAAAUUUUUCGGUUUCUCCACCUGCAAGACAGCCUUGCUCUUCUCUGAUUGCCAUACGUCCAGAGCCGAAACCUCUUUCUCGGGAAAGGUACCGAGUGGUGGUCCCAUAUCCGCCCCAGAGUGAGGCAGAGAUCGAACUCAAGGAAGGAGACAUUGUGUUUGUCCAUAAGAAGCGAGAGGACGGCUGGUUCAAGGGAACGUUACAGCGUACCGGGAGGACUGGCCUCUUCCCAGGCAGCUUCGUGGAGAGCUUCUGAGAAGCACAGUUACACCAUAGCACAUAUUUUCAAAAAAGAAAAAAAAAAAUUAUUUGCAUCUUUGCAGUUUUGGAAAAAAAAAAGAAAAUUCUGUUGAAUGAAAAUUCCAGCCGAGUCUUUUCCGACAUUGAUUAUUCUCUUGAGCACAACAAGACAUUUGCAAUGGAAAGAGAAUUCACCUUCACUGCCAUCUUUACUUUCAAAGAAAGAAAUGGACAGUUUUUUUUUUUUUCUUUUUUCUUUUUCAUUCAUUACAUACAAGCACAGAGAGAAAGGCCGGAGUGACCAUGCUGCUCACUUCUGAGGUGUUGCAGCCGUGCCUUCCAGCCGCAUGGUCACAGACUGACUGCCCACCCGAGGAGCGCCUUGCAGCACGGGGGUUCAUUUCUAUACAAAAGAAUAUUUAUGAAGUCUGUAUAUUAUUACACUUUAUAUUGCCGCAAAAAGUAUUUAUAUACUGUAUAGAAAGAGAGAUGGAGAGGCCCCUUUGGAUUAUAUAAAUGGCGCCUUUAAUCGUGGGCAACGCCCUAAUAAGCUUAGUGAAACAACCAAGAAAUAAAACAGAGCAUCGUUCAGAAAUGACUGCAGUGGAGCACAUAAGAAUUUUGAUAAAAUAAAAGAGCAGCAAAACAACAACAUCAAGCAAUCAAAGAUCCAACAAAUACACGAGGAGUGUAAUGAAGCACAUAGGAAGCAAAAGCACCGAACUGAUCUCUUGAGCAGCCAGUGACUGCAAUGAAGCGCAUAGGAUUUUUUUUAUUAAACAAAAUUAUUAAACAAAGUUAGCACAGUGACCCCUUAAAGAGCCAAUAAAUAUAGCGCCUUUUACAAUG
This is a messenger RNA of Polypterus senegalus (gray bichir), 3754 nucleotides long. RefSeq names its product E3 ubiquitin-protein ligase SH3RF3-like. The transcript is spliced from 11 exons. Bases 453 to 2921 code for a protein of 822 amino acids. NCBI's taxonomy places the organism in Eukaryota, Metazoa, Chordata, Cladistia, Polypteriformes, Polypteridae. Gene Ontology annotation, biological process: positive regulation of proteasomal ubiquitin-dependent protein catabolic process; positive regulation of JNK cascade; protein ubiquitination. Gene Ontology annotation, molecular function: metal ion binding; protein binding; ubiquitin protein ligase activity. The record is from RefSeq and is a predicted model, not a curated record.